Leptonychotes weddellii (Weddell seal) is the source of this 752-nucleotide messenger RNA. The record is from RefSeq and is a predicted model, not a curated record. Lineage: Eukaryota; Metazoa; Chordata; Mammalia; Carnivora; Phocidae.
GGGGGCCUGGGACACGGGGCCGCCACUGAGCAUCCAUACACCCUUGCAGCAGUGCAUGGGUCCCGGCAGGAGGAAGUGAUCGACCACAGGCUCACGGAGCGGGAGUGGGCAGAGGAGUGGAAGCAUCUCAACAACCUUCUGAACUGCAUCAUGGACAUGGCUGAGAAGACACGGCGGUCACUCACGGUCCUGCGCCAGUGCCAAGAAGCCGACCGCGAGGAGCUCAACCACUGGAUCCAGCGCUACAGUGACACUGAGGACGCCAAGAAGGGCCCCGUGCCUGCCACCGCCCGGCCCCUCAACAGCUCCGUGGGCGCAGAGGGGCCUCAGCUGGACACCCACCGGGAGUUCGUGCCUAGGACCCUCUCUGGCUACAUGCCCGAGGAGAUAUGGAGGAAGGCUGAGGAGGCGGUGAAUGAGGUGAAGCGGCAGGCGAUGUCUGAGCUGCAAAAAGCCGUGUCGGACGCCGAGCGAAAGGCUCACGAGCUCAUCAGCACAGAGCGCGCCAAGAUGGAGCGGGCCUUGGCUGAAGCCCGGCGGCAGGCCUCGGAGGACGCCCUGACCGUGGUCAACCAGCAGGAGGACUCCAGUGAGAGCUGCUGGAACUGUGGGCGCAAGGCCAGCGAGACGUGCAGCGGCUGCAACGCAGCCCGAUACUGCGGCUCCUUCUGCCAGCACCGGGACUGGGAGAAGCACCACCACGUGUGCGGCCACAGCCUGCAGGGCCCCGUGGCCGCCGUGGCCGACCCGGG